Messenger RNA from Hyaloscypha bicolor E, 387 nucleotides. RefSeq lists its product as uncharacterized. The transcript is spliced from 2 exons. NCBI's taxonomy places the organism in Eukaryota, Fungi, Ascomycota, Leotiomycetes, Helotiales, Hyaloscyphaceae. Bases 1 to 387 code for a protein of 128 amino acids. The record is from RefSeq and is a predicted model, not a curated record.
AUGGCCAGAAUGUAUAUCUUCUUCACGCUCUUCGCGUUCAUAUGCACCUGCUUCGCCAACAGCACCAUCAUCCCCCUCUCCACGCAUUCAUCCACCACCGACAACACGCCCCGAGCCGCAGGCACAACCUGCAACACCUGCAACAAGGCCUUCUGUCUCGCCCAGCACUUACCGAUAUGUAAGAACGCAGAGGAGAAGGAUGUCUUCACUACGUGUUUCCAGAGGGAUAGUAGGAAGGACCAGAUUGUUGUGUUGACAUUUAUUGGGGUGACGAUUGGGUUGUUGGGGUGGGCGGCUGUGAGGAAGGUGAUGGAGAAGAGAAAAGGGGAAGGUGUUAGGAUAGCGCAUACGCAGGAGGGGUAUGAGAGGGUUGGGGGAAGGAGAUAA